AUGGCAAAUGUCCUUGACAGUGAAAGUGGCAUUAAUGGAGCCACCGCUCUGUCCGCCUCUGCGCUGAACACUUUGGAGGAUGGAAAGACAUGUAAAAGUGGUCAAAUAGGAGCAGAUGAAGAAAUUGAUGACUUCAAAGGAAGGCUAGCUGAAGUAGAAGAAAUAAUAGCAGAAAAAGAGGCCAAAACCCAAGCUAUUCUUUUAGAGAUGGCAGUGACCUUUGAGGAUGUGGCUGUGGACUUCACCAUGGAGGAGUGGGCUUUGUUGGAUCCAUCCCAGAAGAAGCUCCACGGAGAUGUGAUGUGGGAGAACUUUAGGAAUGUGACUGCUGUAGGAAGAAUCUGGGAUAACCAGCAAAUUGAACAUGAGUACACAAAUUAUGGGAAAAAUCUAAGGACACAGAGGCAUCAUAAAAUACAUGAAAGAAUUCAUACUGGUGAAAAACCCUGUGUAUGCAAGCAUUGUGGGAAAGCUUUCAUAGCACAGAGGCAGUGUAAAAAACAUGAAAUGACUCAUACUGGGGAGAAACCUUAUGUAUGUAACCAAUAUGGGAAAGCUUUCAGUUGGCACUGUAUAUAUAAAAUACAUGAAAAAACUCACACUGGGGAAAAACCCUAUGCAUGUAAGCAAUGUGGGAAAGCUUUUACCAGACACAGUCAUUGUCGAAGACAUGAACGGACUCACACUGGGGAGAAACCUUAUGUAUGUAACCACUGUGGGAAAGCUUUCAGCCGGCACAGUUCUUGUCAAAUACAUGAACAAAAUCACACUGGGGAGAAACCCUAUGCAUGUAAGCAAUGUGGGAAAGCUUUCACCCUGCAGAGUUAUUGUCAAAGACACGAAAAAACUCACACCGGGGAGAAACCCUAUGCUUGUAAGCAAUGUGGGAAAGCUUUUACCAGACACAGUCAUUGUCAAAGACAUGAAAGGACUUGCACUGGGGAGAAACCCUAUUUAUGUAAACAAUGUGGGAAAACUUUUAGGACACAGAGUAAUUGUAAAAAGCAUGAGGGGACUCACACUGGGGAAAAACCCUGUCCAUGUAAGUAA
Messenger RNA from Heterocephalus glaber (naked mole-rat), 1050 nucleotides. The record is from RefSeq and is a predicted model, not a curated record. Lineage: Eukaryota; Metazoa; Chordata; Mammalia; Rodentia; Bathyergidae.